Molecule: messenger RNA, 1508 nt
Organism: Cottoperca gobio
Lineage: Eukaryota; Metazoa; Chordata; Actinopteri; Perciformes; Bovichtidae
Product: T-box transcription factor TBX3-like
Exons: 4
Coding region: 1-756 (251 amino acids)
Biological process (GO): regulation of transcription by RNA polymerase II; cell fate specification; positive regulation of DNA-templated transcription
Cellular component (GO): nucleus; chromatin
Molecular function (GO): RNA polymerase II cis-regulatory region sequence-specific DNA binding; DNA-binding transcription factor activity, RNA polymerase II-specific
Source: RefSeq, a predicted model, not a curated record
AUGUUGUCCGGACCCUCAGCCAUGGACCUCUCCUUCCGCGGCUUAUUUGAUCCCAGUUUGGAUGCCAGCGCUACCCCGAUUAUUCACACGUCGCCACCGGAGCAGUCUCUGAUUUUGUGCAGGCCUCCCAAAAUUCUGGAGGAAGGCGAAAUGACAGAAGAUAAUCCUGAAGUUUAUUUGGAAUCCAACGACCUUUGGACACAGUUCCACAAAUACGGCACUGAAAUGGUCAUUACAAAAUCUGGGAGGCGCUUGUUUCCGCCGCUCAAGGCAAGAUGCACCGGGAUGGACAGAAACGCCAAAUAUAUUUUUCUGAUGGACAUCGUGACGGCUGAUGACUGCAGAUAUAAGUUUCACAAAUCCCGCUGGAUGGUGGCGGGGAAAGCGGACCCGGAGAUGCCCAAACGCAUGUCCAUACACCCGGACAGUCCGGCAACGGGCGAGCAGUGGAUGUCCAAAGUGGUCAACUUCCACAAACUGAAACUGACCAACAACAUCUCCGAUAAGCAUGGAUUUACAAUUCUCAACUCGAUGCACAAAUACCAGCCACGAUUUCACAUAGUGAAGGCGCAUGACAUCCUGAAACUGCCUUUCAGCACUUUUAGGACAUAUGUCUUCUGUGAGACAGAGUUCAUUGCAGUGACAGCUUACCAAAACGAUAAGAUAACCCAGCUAAAAAUAGACAACAAUCCUUUCGCGAAGGGAUUCCGAGAGACGGGCAACAGAAGAAGAGAAAAGAGGCAUGUUUUUCAUUAAUUUCAUUACAAAAUAAGGCCUUAAUAUUGUUACUACAUUACGCAAAAGCCAUAUUUGGUUUAUAGUGUUUUUUCUUAAUUAUUGUCCAGCUUCAUGUGUUCUGUGCCACGGAUCUAAAUGCUGCAUAGUAAUCGUGGAUUAAGUAUUCAGAACCACAAUGUAAAAUACAUUGUUACAUUCUGCCCGUUAAAUUUGACACAAUUAUUAUCAUGUAAAAAAGUUAAAGUACACAUUAUGCAUAUUUUCUGUAUGUGUGUUAUUAUUAUUAAUUUAUUUUUCACUGAUGUAAGCAGGAUUUUAAUGUUGCAGCUGGUUCAGAGUGGAACUAUUCUAAUGCUGUUGGGUAGUUUAAUUUAAAGCACUGUACCGUUUCUUAUACAUACAUAAUCAUCCUAUGCUUGUAUGUAAAAUCUUUAUCUGCAAACUAACUGUCAGAAACAUUUAUCGGAGUAAAAAAGUACAACACUUCCCUUUGAAAUGGAGUAGAAAGUAGCAUAACAUUAAAAUACUUGAGUAAAGUACCUCACAAUUAUACAGUACUUAAGUAAAUGUACUUAGUUACUUUACAAAACUCCUGGAUGAACUGUAUUCUUUCUUUCUUUUCAUCUUGGAUUCUGUCCCAACACCAAAAUAAACGUGUCUGAAGUGUCUAAAUAAUUUAGAUUAGUCAUAUAUGUAUAUUUUUUUCACCUAAUGUUCACUCGUAUUUUAUUUAAAUCUUUUGGAAAAGAUAACCUUUGUUUUAUUUUUGA